Molecule: messenger RNA, 249 nt
Organism: Puccinia triticina
Lineage: Eukaryota; Fungi; Basidiomycota; Pucciniomycetes; Pucciniales; Pucciniaceae
Exons: 2
Coding region: 1-249 (82 amino acids)
Source: RefSeq, a predicted model, not a curated record
AUGGCGAUGACGAACGGAUGCUUCCGUUGGAGUUGGGGCAACGGGGUCUUACCAAAGGUACCAAGGAGCUGGCUGGCAGAGACGCGGCUCAUCUUCAAGGCCGUCGACGGCUUCGGCCAGCAGAUCGCACUCAAAACUGUUGUCCAACAGGAGCAGAAGAAGUGGCUGAACCAGCAGAACCUCGGCCUCUUCUGGGAACCCACUCAGCCCACGGACCCUGCCGUAGCCAACACCAUCCCAGCGCUUUGA